Molecule: messenger RNA, 3761 nt
Organism: Pseudo-nitzschia multistriata
Lineage: Eukaryota; Bacillariophyta; Bacillariophyceae; Bacillariales; Bacillariaceae
Source: the annotation of a GenBank genome assembly
CACAACCACUCUCUCUUUUCGUAUCACUCACUGGCCAGCAACUUCGCAUUGGCAUUCACGCCUUACCAUACUUACACUGUACGACAUCAUUAACUCAGAGUUAUCCCCAUUCUCGUCAUCUGCCUCGGUAUAUCCACUUACCCAAGUGUAAUUAGCAACAAUCUGACAGGGACCGUAGCUGAAAUUCCUUCGCAAUAGAGAGGUACGUACGGUAGUUUGUUCGGGAGCAGGAGCGGUGACACCAAACCAUUUCGUGUCACCACUCGCAUCGCUUCGUAUUCCCAGUCAGUCUUUGUAUUGGACUUCACUUCUUUGCAUCGUGCUUUGAAGACAAUGGAUUGACAUCGCACAGUCACGAAACGAUCGAUGAACGGAAAUGGUAUUGUCUCUUUGGUGCUCCGAACAAAACAAGGAGACGUGACGAACGAAUGCGUUGACACGGUACGACAGGACAACACACCAUACCACGGUAUAACGAUGCGCCUUUCUGCGGGAGAUACGAUGUGGUUGCGACAAACGAAGACCGUAUCUGUUUGCUUCGGUGGUGUCGUUUCACGACUGCCGCUGCGCUCGCUCGCUAGCCACGGGAGAAGCAAAACGCCGCUUCGUUUAGUCGUGCUUGCUCGACUCCCUCCCCGGGAUCGCAUCUUAUUCUUUGGAGAAUAGUUGCCACGCUAAGAGGCAUCCAACCGAAUCGCAAUAUCUUUUUCCUCAGGCGGGGCAGCAAGAACGACUAGCGACUUGAUGCAAUGCGCCAAGAUGUGUGUCGUGUAUCAUCAACGCGCAGUACCCGCGUUCGCUGUGUUGCAGUGCGAAGUCGAUUACGCCGCGAAAACGAAAAGAGCAUCCCAUCGAUUGAACAUCCAUUAAAACAACUCACUCACAAAUGCUAUUUUUAAUGUUGAUUGCUUCUUUAUAACACCUGCUGUAUUUUACAACAUUUUCCAUCGAUUCUUCCGAUCACCACAAAUUCUUUCAAACCCUCAUCGCGGCAUUUUCCCGUCUCCACAACAUCGAAUCCGGAACAAACAUGCACUAUAACCAUCCCCGAUCUUUUAUGUCCCUACAGUACUCCAUUCCACGCAUACCCGAGAAGCUAAAACUGGAGCGACAUCCGCAUCCCUUCAGCAACAACAAGCAGCGAUCGAUUCAGCAGUUCAUUCGCAACCAGCGCUAUCCACCACCGAGAAUCAAGGCAGCCACGGAGCAUCACAAUCAGCAACGAAUUGCCAUGGAGAUCGAGGACCGUACCAGCAGUACCGCCCUGCUCGAGCGCCAACACAAGAACCAUAUUGCGGAGAUUAUGAUCCGGAACGCCAAGUCCUUUGCGGCGUCCGCCAAGACUUCCAGCGAUCCCCUCGGGAGCUCGGCCAGAUCAUCCGGGGGCAACAGUACCACCAGCACCAAGUCCAAUGGAAAUAGCAAUAGUAGCAGCAGCAACAACAGCAAUAACAAUAGCAGCAAAAGCGACGAGAAGAACAACGGGGACAAAGCCAACAACAGCGGAAGCAACGACAACAACCGUGGGGAGCGCAAGAUGAACACGGGCCGGUGGUCGGCCGACGAACACAAGCGCUUCCUCAACGGUCUCGAUCAAUUUGGGUGAGUAAUGGAAUGGCUCCAUUCGCAUAGAAUACGUAUUUUCGUGGGGGUUUCGUUGGUGUAUGUUUUUGUUCCAAACGACUGGCUCGCUAACAACGAUCAAUUCUGUUGCACCGCACAUUUAUCUCUUACAUAACAUUGUGACCAAAAGAACUGGCAACUGGAAAAAGAUCACUGACAUGGUCGGCACCCGAUCCUGCACCCAGAUUCGAACCCACGCCCAAAAAUACUUCAUCGCCCUGCAAAAACCUGCCAACGACGGGACCAACGAGAACGGCGGCUACUCGCGCAAGAAGUCGAAGAUGCUCAUCGGGGCCGACCACCACCUCAAUUCGAACAUCAAAACGGGUUCCUCGGCCAUUAUCACCGGCUACGGUGGUGGUGGAACCCCUAUCCACCCCAGCGGGAUCGUCCCCGUCACGGGCACGAUGGGAGUCAGCAUGGGCAGGUCCAAGAACGGCACUGGCUCAAACCCUAUGAUGAAGCAAUUCUGGGGCGUGGAGCGAAACUCGGGGCUCACGGGCAUGGAGGUUCUGGCACAAGCCGCCAUUACGGGAGAGAAAAGGCUCCAAACGCUUGCGGCACAGAAGGACGACCAUCUUGCUUCGCUCCACGGGGUUAGCCACUCCCACUUCAACCAGUACGAAAGCUCCCUCGACAAGGCCGUUGCCGAGCUGCGCAAGAAAAUGGCCUCGGAGAACGAUGGGAAGGCCAAGACCUCGGCGUCUUCCGCCGUGCAGCCCUCGAUAACCUCCUCGUCGGACGAUGCCGCGAAACAGGGAGGAUCGGGCGAGUCGUCCAAGCGCAAGCUGGACGACGCCCGCGCCGCCGCGGUGGUGUCGAUGCACGCCGCCGAGGAGCACCAGAAAAAACUCAAGCAGAAGGAGCAACACCCCACAGACCACAUCAACUACGCGGCCGCCGUCCAGGACACGAUCGACCGAAAGGAAGUCCUGGACAAGCUCCAGGCGGCCGCAGAACGGCAGGAAUUCAUGCGCCUGAAACAGGAAAACAAGAACCUCAACCAGACGGUCCUCCAGCUCCAGCAGCAGAGCAUCGAGAGUGAGAACCGCGUCAUGGAGGCGAUUACCGACCGCCGGGUGACCCUCAACGAAUGCAAGAACCUACGUGAGAUCAACGUCCAGCUCAAACAGGAGCUACGCCGAAUGGUCCUGCUCUUCGAACACUCGGGGGCGCAGACGUCGAAUUCGUCGGCCCUGAUGGCGGCCGCUACCCAGGGUGCCAACGUCGAGCUGAUGCAAGCAAGGCUGACCGAGUCCGAGCUGCGCUACCACACGGUGACGGAGUCCCUUAGCCGACAGACGGGGGUCCUGACCGACCAGCACCGUGCCAUACUAGAGCUUAACUCGCAGCUCGAAAAGGAACGGGCGAAGUGCCAGGCUCUGGAGUUCGAGCUCAAGCAGCUCAAGAAGAACUAGGACGAGUGAGUGCUUGGAUUGAUUCUUUUGUUGGUUUCAGGAGGGGGAGGGGCGUGAGGUUGUACAUACUGUAUUUGCGGAACCGAAACCUACUGGGAAAUGGAAAGGAAUCCAUCCAUUUCGUUGCAUCACAAUCCAAUCCAUUGAUCAUUUCGUUUGUAUAUAUAUGCUAUCAUUCAUGUUGUAGUCCUAAGCACUAAAAUUCAUUUUGUAUUUUACACACGAUUACAUUGUAGAAAGCUAUAAACUUUACUUUACUUCGCGGAAUGAAGGCAUAAUAUUGACAUUGCAUUAGAGCAGUGUAUCAUGGUACAAAACAUCGAAUACGACCGUUGCAAACCAAAGAUUAGAUCGAUUCUCACAGAAACCAUCCUAGAAAGGUAUCUAGAAUACCGCAUCGCGCAUAAUACUUUAUUCUCAUACUUCGGAAGAGCGCAGCAUGACGGAGGGGAAAAGGAAGGACAUCCCUCGACUCAAGAGAAGGGACCACCUCGCCAUAUGAUGUCGUGGAGUGCCAAACGAUGGUUUCGAAAAUCUCACGAUGACAGAACAGAACAAACAAAGAUUCCCAGCAUUCAUUGGGAUUGACUAUAUCCGGAAUUGUUGGAUUCGUGGAGCAGAAAAGUUCUUUUUUGGCUUCUUCCUGCCGGGGAACGAGUCUUUCCGUUCCCUUACCAAUCCCGGGAAAGAGAAAGAACACAAUCAAGCAUUUCCUCGCUU